CGGGUUUUAUGUUUUGUAAAAGAAAGAUUGAUGCUUUUUUUUUUUUUUCUUUUUUUUCGUUUUUGGGGUUAAUUGAGCAUUUAUAACAAGACAACUUUUAGCAUCUUGAAUUUUGUGAUCUGGGUGGUGUUUUGUUUUUGAUUUUAUGUCGGUUAUUUUUGGAUUUCUCUGUUAAUUCAGAUCGGUUACAGGCAAUAAUUGGUAAAAAUAGGGACAGUUUUCUUUGUAGGAUUCUUUCUGUGUAUUUAAUCUUAUUACCCAAUUUGAGUAUAACCUAAGCAAGAAACAAAGAAAAAAGAAUUUAAGAAUCUUGGGGGAUUUUGUUUGUAAUUGAUUUGAUUUGAUUUAGCUGUGUGAAUUGAAGAAAGAAUCUUGAUGAUGGUAUUUAUUGAGAUAUUAAAACUAGUGGUUUAAUAUUUGGGUUCCUGGUCUUCUCCUUUUGUCUGUGUGUGCAAGAUAGAUGGGAAGGGGAGGGAAGGUUAAUUCUAAGAGAAAUUUUAAGGAUAGGGUUAGGUCCAAAGAUAAGGGCUCUGAUGAUUCUGAUGAGGAUUAUGUAGUUGAAAUUGAGGAAAAUGUAUCUGAUGAUGAUUCAGAGGAUUUGGGGAAUUCUUUAGAUGAGUAUGCAUCAGAGGAGAGUUUUGGUAGUUUCGUUGAAGAGGAGGAAGAGGAGUUUAGGAAGAUAGUUAGAUCGAAAAAUAACAAGGGUUCUCGAGCAAAUGGGAAAAUUGGGGCUAAAGCUUCACGGAAGAGACAAAGGGUAUGUUAUGAGGAGGAGGAGGAAGAUGAAGGAGAUGAGGAUUAUGUUAACGAUGAUGAUGAUGAUGAUGAAGAAUUUAGUCCAGAUGAUGAAGAUGAAUUUUUGGAUGAGGAUGAAGAAUUGACAACAAAAAAGAAGACUAAUAACAUGAAAGUGGGCAAGAGAAACAUGCAAAAUAGGGGCUCCAGACGAGGUAGAAAAAAGAGGAGGAAGUCGAGAGUUUCAAAGAAACCCUUAGCAAAUAAAGGAAGAAACAAUCGUAGGUUGAGGAAGAAAGAGAGGUGUGAAUUCGAUGAUGAAUAUGAAGGUGAGUUUAUAGAUGAUAGUGCUUUUGUGAGAGCAAGGAGCAGCAAAAAUUCAAGUGCAAGGAGUAGAUAUGCUGUCUAUUCAGAUUCAGAUUUUAUGUCAUCUGGAUCAUCUGAUUAUGAGUAUACCAUCUCGGAAGAAGAGAGAGAGCAGGUGAGGGAAGGUAGCAAGUUGUUUGGAGUAAAAACUAGUCUGAGGAGUUCAUCCUCUAUAAGGAAAACCCAGGAGAGUGGGGAUUUAUGCCAACAAGGAAAGUCUCUGGCAAGAAAAGGUAAGGAGAAGGUAAAGGAAGUCAAACCUGAGCUGGGAAAGCAAAUGUGUGGAAUUUGCCUUUCGGAAGAAGAUAAAAGAAGAUUGAGAGGAACCCUAGAUUGCUGUAGUCACUAUUUCUGCUUCACUUGCAUCAUGGAGUGGUCAAAAGUAGAGUCCCGUUGCCCUUUGUGCAAGCAGAGAUUUAAAACAAUAACUAAGAAUGGGAGAGCAGCUGUUGGAGUUGAGCCGAGAAAUGUAGUGAUACAAGUUCCCAAGCGUGAUCAGGUCUAUCAACCAUCUGAGGAAGAGAUCAGGAGCUUUAUUGAUCCAUAUGAAAAUGUAAUUUGUACAGAAUGUCAUGAAGGGGGAGAGGAUGGCCUCAUGUUACUCUGUGAUCUCUGUGAUUCACCUGCACAUACCUUUUGUGUUGGCCUUGGACGGCAAGUACCUGAAGGCAAUUGGUACUGUGAAGUCUGUAGACCUGUUGCUCUUGGAUCCACAAGCUCCCAAGCUCUAGAUCCAAUGCCUGAUCAAAGGACAACAAACAACAUUUUUAGUCGACCAUCGCCUGAUACAAAUUCUGUAGAAGGCUUUGAUGCCACUUCAGAGCCUUCACCUCGACUGGCAUUCGCUCCAGGGUUUGGGAGUCUGUCAUCUCCCAGAUUUCCUGCUGGUGAUGUUCAGGCAGCUUCUCCAGUCUCUGGAGCAGGGGGAUCAACUUUGUCACAGAGACGCCAGCUACACCGUCAUAUACAAAAUCUCAUUUCAAUGAGCAGAAUGCAUUAUAUGGCUAAUAGAACUGAUGGCAUAUCAGCUGCCAACUUGCAUAUAGAUCUUUCAAACCCUCACAAUGAUCAAUGUAGGGAAACCAUUGUUCAAAAUUCAAGGACACAAGAAAUUGGGGCAUCGCAAAGUACAUUUCUUGAUGAGAGAUUGGAAGCAAAUGACUAUCCGUCUUCGUCAAUGCAAAAUGGUGAUCUAUUUUCUUCAAGAUCAAGCCAAAUGAGAACACAAGCAUUACAGGAUCCAGUUGCUGCAACUGCUGCCAGGCCUGUUAAUCUGACACUAUGGCCUGAACUCCCGAUGAUCAAUUCUAUACCUGUGCAUGGCCAAUUCCAUCAGUGCAACAGCGGACAGGGCAUGGCAUCUGAAGUUAAUUUGUCACCUUGCAGAGCUAGAGAAGAAAGCCAAUUCUAUGUGGUAAAGGAACAAUUGCAAUCAAUGGUUCAAAGUCAUUUGAAAAGCUUGUCUCAAGACAUUGAUUUAGGCCCUGAUACUUUUAAGGACAUUUUAAGGAGUUCUACACAUACCAUCUUAGCUGCUUGUGGUCUGGAGCAUAAGAGGAGUGAAGUUCACUUUGUGCCUCCACCAUCGAUUUGUGCCCAUGGUGAUAGACUGAUUGCUGGACAGACGAGCAUACUGAAAGGUUUUUGCUCGUCUUGUUUUGAUUCCUUUGUAAGGGACGUAGUGAAGACGAUCAUGGAUACGAGAUUGCCACAGUGGUUAAGUUUAGGUCUUUAGUCUUUUGACACAGAGAGUGUUUUUCAUUGCACUCUCGUUUUUUUGUUAGGAGUUAGACAAAACAUUUUAUGGUCAACUUGUUUAUAGAUAUAAUUGUCUCUGACAUUGAGCAUUGAAGGGCUCCAUUCUAAUUUGAUUACGACACUCAAUUGUUGUUAAGACAAAAGCCAUAAUGUUGUUAUUACUGAUUCACAUUUUA
Ricinus communis (castor bean) is the source of this 3035-nucleotide messenger RNA. RefSeq lists its product as uncharacterized. The record is from RefSeq and is a predicted model, not a curated record. The coding region runs from base 461 to 2836 and encodes 791 amino acids. NCBI's taxonomy places the organism in Eukaryota, Viridiplantae, Streptophyta, Magnoliopsida, Malpighiales, Euphorbiaceae. The transcript is spliced from 3 exons.